AUGCAUUCAACACGCUGCAAAGAACAAGCUCAGGGUUUCAACACCGAGGAAAAAGUUCGCCUUUGCAUCUGCCGAGACGAUAUUCACGUACAAUUCUGUAUUUGUUCCCCCCACCAUGGUGACUUCAGCCAGGAGGAGCGUCUGAGAAGGAGCUUCCAUCGUCAGCUGAAACGUGAUCGUGAGAACGAAUGGACGUCGAGGGCGAAAGAGUUUGAGAAGGAGACAAGAACCCGAGAAAAGCCUAUACUCUGCUAA
Necator americanus (New World hookworm) is the source of this 255-nucleotide messenger RNA. RefSeq lists its product as uncharacterized. The transcript has a single exon. Lineage: Eukaryota; Metazoa; Nematoda; Chromadorea; Rhabditida; Ancylostomatidae. The record is from RefSeq and is a predicted model, not a curated record. Bases 1 to 255 code for a protein of 84 amino acids.